UAGCGAUUUUUGGCACCUUUUCAAGACAUGUAUCAUCAAAUGUAUGGCCACGUAGCUAUUUAUCAAAACAAAACAUUUAUAAAGGGUAAUAUCUUUUUUUCAGUACCAAACUCAUGUUUCGUUGUCAUUAAAGUCAGAGUUAAACAUGAUAUAUUGCAUUAAAAAUAUAUAUGCUUCAACCUUUAUUGUGCGCCUUUAUCAUCAUGUCUCAGAAUGUACAUGAAUUAACAAGUACACAGCACUCGUCUGCCUGUUUCAGUCUAAGAGCGGCAUAACUAAUAAGUAUUAAAGCCAGAGUUAUGGGACAUAAAACACAUUUACCGCACUGUCUAUGGUCGCUUUUAAUUAAUUCUAUCAAGUUGCAUUUCAGUGUCUUAAUUGUUUUUUUAAUUAACGAGCUUUAAAAGAUGUGCAUGCCUUACGGACGAAGUGGCCGGUGGCGACUACGACACGAAUGCUAUCACAGUAUACAAGCUUAAUUAAUAUUUUUUCAGACACUACACAUCCACAUAUGGAUGUAGUACAAAAUGUAGACAAAGUUGCUGUAAUGACAUAAAAUACUAAAUGUUAUCGACAAUUCAUAUCGCUAAGAUAUUAUGACACGUUCGAAUUACUUCCCUUUUGGCAACAUAUCUCUUGUUUAUCACAGUUUACUUCCUCAAUUUCAAAAUGGCGACACAUGACGAAUAUUUCGUUGAAAGGAAUACUGAAAUAAGCAAAUUAGAUAAGGAGUGGGCUGAGCACAGAAUAUUUGGAAUCUACGGUCUUCGAGCUAUUGGCAAAUCAUGCUUUGUUGCACAGUUUUUAAAGACUCGGGGAUUUGCAUCAAUAAUGUGUGAGUGUUCAACUAUACCCACACAAGGUUCGCUAUGCUCGUUGUUAUGCUCCAAAUUAGGAAUAAUACCGGGCAAAAUUGUGCCUGAAUCCGACGCAUGGAUUGAACACAUUUGUGAAGCUCUUCAGGACCAAGAAUCAGAUAUCACUGUAGUAUUCGAUAAUGCUGAAGACACGAUCGAAGGUCCUGCAGGUGACACUUUCCUUCACCUAUGCGAUGCCAUUGUUGAACACUGUACAAACGUUCAAGUUAUCAUCACUUCAACGACAAGAGUGCUGUUUCCGAGACAUAGUCAAGUUUACUUUUCACUGGAACUUCCCCCUCUUGGACCAAAGGAAUCAUUCGAGCUAUUCACAGUUGCUGCCCCUGGUGUAGCUCUUGGCUCCUAUGCAGAUGCUCUUAUAGAACUAUGUGAAGGUUUGCCUUUACUUAUCCUGCUGACAGCUGCGGAACUCCAGGCCGAUGGAGGAUUCAUCGCUCCUGCCGAUAUGGUGCAGUUACUGCUUGAGUGUCGCCUCGAAACUGUCAGCAACAGUUUGUUUUACCCUAAAGGAGAUGAGGUUUACCGGAAGUUCAUUUUGAGACUUAAAGAUGUGUACAGAGCAAAUUUGGUAACCCUUGACUACAUACCCGGGUCUUUCACAGCAUAUCAUGCCAAGGAAAUGCUUGGAAUGGACUCGGAGGCACGCACAAAAGCCUUUACUUUGAGGCCAAUUCGAGUGAGGCAUGUUUUGAAUUAUGACUCAAACGAGCAAAGAUUCAAUAUCCAAGGAAUUCUAAGAGAAGUUAUCAGAGCAAACUUCGUUAUCAAGAAUUUGGAAGAAAUACGUUUUAGAUACAGCAAGUUAUUCAGCAGAGUUAUGAAAGACAUUGCGCAUCGGAUGGGUACGUGCGAAUACACAAAGGCAAUUGCAGACUUUGCAUUGGAACAGCCAAACCUUAGAAAAUUACUGCAUGAGGUUCAUCACACAAAACAAGAGAAUUACAAAUUCUUCAUUGAAAUGGCUUCAGAAUGCACCGAUCUUAUUGAACAGUUUAUGGCAGAGGAGAGUGAUAACUUUUACGACGGAUGCCUCAGAUUGGCAGACAUGUAUGGUGAGGUGAAGGACAAAGCGACAGUUCAUGUAGCAGUUGGCAGCAUGGAAACACUGACGAAGGGAAACCUGCAAAAGGGAGAACGUAACUAUAUGCAAGCGUUACAAGUACUUGAGAAAUCAGGGAAAUCUGAGAAGUCCUAUGAGGUCGCAUCUUUGUUUAAGAAACUUGGAUGGAACAUUUUCAAACAAGGGUUCUGCGAACAAGCGAUUCGGUAUUACCAGAAGUCUUUGAAUAUUUCCCAGCUAGGAGGACAUGCCUACGAGUCUCUAACAGUGGAAAAUCUGAGUGGAAUGGGAACAGCGUUUGUUGUUCUUGGAGAGUUUGAUACGGCGGAGAAGUACCAUUAUUGUUCGCUUAAAAGAAGUGAAAAACUUCAAGGUAGAGUUAGCCCAAAUGUUGGAAAUUCAAUUAACAGAAUGGGGCUUUUGUAUGAUCAAAAAGGAGAUCGUGUUAAAGCACUUGAAUUGUUUCUAGAAGGUUUGGAUAUAAAGCGAAAAUGCAAGGCUGCUCAAAUAUCGGUUGUGUACUCUCUGAGCAAUGUUGCAAAUAGUUUAAAUGGAAUGGGAAAAUUUGCUGAAGCCCAUGCACAUGUUGAUGAAGCCUUUGAUAUUCUUCAUAACCAGAAAGUGCCGAUGCUAGACGGUAUUUCUCUUAUGUACAACACAAGGGGAAAAAUAUUCGCAAAAGAAGAAAAGUGGGGAGACGCGUGUUUUUCGUUUUCUAAGACGGUUGAAAUAUCUCGAAAUAUUGAGCAAAAGAGUUAUAUCUUCAUGAAAAGACUGGUGAAUCUUGCCGAAGUACAAGAAAAGAAAGGGCUUUACAAAGAAAGUCUAAAAACGGCAAAAGAAGCGCUACAACUUGAAGAUGAGACAAACAAAUUACUAGAGCAUAAUAAUAUUGUCACGGAAUGUUUACAAUGCAUGAAUAGAGUUUAUGCGGCGAUUGGGGAUGAUGCAAAUUACAUCAAAACGUUGUACUCCUUAGAAAAGGAAUGUCUGAGGCGUGACCAAAUAUGUCGCAAGUAUAAUUACAGUCUGUGGAUGGACACAAACCAUGCUGUACUUUCAGACGUGCAUAACCGGAUAAAAAGUAGAAACAUUAACGUUGUAGCUGUUGUUUAGACGAAUAAUGGCGAAGAAAUAGGCAUACACGACAGUGUUUUCAUGUGUAUUACUUUUUUCCGAUUUGCAGCGUAUCGAUGAGAACAACCAUAUCUUUACCAUAUCGCUUUAAUCAGAUAAUAACUGAACUGUGUUUUAUUGCGGCUUUAUAAAUUGACUGUACCCCUGAGCCGAAAUAAUGGCAUACCGCAUACAAAACAUGUGUUUCAUUGCGUCCUGUUGACAUUGGAGUCCAUCUUAACUAACCAGACUACAACUUCGAUGUUGGAAACACGUUCAGGCGCAAUUAAAUGUCUGGAUGUCGAGAUCGAUGCCUCUCAUUAGAAUUAGAUAGUGUUCUGUUGCUUUGAAAUGUUCUGUUUGGUUCUUUACGAAAUAUACAGGCUAAUUUAAACUACGAAGUAUCAUAGUCAAUGCUCCAUUAAUCAGUAGAAGAUAUAUGUUGCAGUGCCAUCGAGGACAGCAGAAAAAGAGUGGCAUUGUGUCUUUGAUAAAGAAACAGUUGGGCACUUAAGUUGUUAGCAGUACCGGUCAGCGAUAGUAUUUUUUUAAAUUUAUUAACCAAAUUGAAAGAUCCUCAAUACUGUUUUCGCCCUUGCCUAAUAAACCUGUUUUACAAGA
Molecule: messenger RNA, 3675 nt
Organism: Mya arenaria
Lineage: Eukaryota; Metazoa; Mollusca; Bivalvia; Myida; Myidae
Exons: 9
Coding region: 670-3054 (794 amino acids)
Molecular function (GO): protein binding
Source: RefSeq, a predicted model, not a curated record